AAAAAAAAAAAAAAAAAAAAACCCUCUCACUCUCCUUCCGGGAGAAGCCAUGUCGAAACCGCCACCGCCACCCGCCUCCGAGGCCUCAUCCUCUGUCGCCGCGGCCGCUCCUCGUUCCCUUCCUCCAACGCUCCUCCUCCCUCCUUCGUCCAGCGGGAACCGAGGCACGCGCGGCCGCAGUGCCGCGGGGAGCAGGAAGGGCAAGGCGCCGGUCGGUUCGGCGGCCGGCGCGCAGGGAGGGAGACACCAGCACGACCCGCUAGGGGAGGCGGUGAGGUUGGUUGGGAGGGACGUGGACCCGGGGGUCGCCGGCGCUGACAUCCUGGAGCUGGCGAUGGCCAAGGGGCCCAUGUUCUCGUGGCUGAGGUACUGGCCGGAAGAGGGGUAUCCCGAGGAGGGUCGACCUUACUGAAGCCCAUCCCGGCUGUUAGGUACUACUCCCUCCGUCCCAUAAUAUAAGAGGGUUUUUUACACUAGUGUAAAAAAAAGCUCUUAUAUUACGAGACGGAGGGAGUAAUAUAUAUUGCAAUUUUAUUACACAUCAAUGUUGGGGGUCUUUGCCCCUAAUCGGUCCAGUCUAGGAGUUGAUCAUCUCCCGUGCCACUAAUUAUCAUACCGCCAAUGACUAUCCUGUGCACCUAUGUAGUUCAAAAUGUGCUUAAGAUUACUGCACACAAUGUGAUCCAAUGAUUCCUUCAGCGUGAGUUUA
Molecule: messenger RNA, 709 nt
Organism: Aegilops tauschii subsp. strangulata
Lineage: Eukaryota; Viridiplantae; Streptophyta; Magnoliopsida; Poales; Poaceae
Source: RefSeq, a predicted model, not a curated record